AUGCCGGGCGAUUCAGUUCAGUCGCAAGUCUCACUGCCAGGCAAAAGAAUUGCUCCCUUCCAUGGCGGUGCCCAGCGAGACCCUUCUGGAUUGCGGCCUGAAGCUGAUGGCCUCGACUUGCAAAGUGUGGUUGCCACCAAGAUCGCCAGAAAAUCGCAGAGAUCCAGUCGAGACGCGUACGAUCAGCUUAUGCUCGAGUCGUGUGCUGGUCGUGAAGCUGGGUGGUGGAUGGCGGGUUGCAUGAAUCAUCACUUGGGUCGACAGAAGCUUGCCGACGGAGCGUCGAGUCGAAUGGUCGAGAUGGUUGGGGAGCCCGCGCUUGUGCUGCAGGAACCACAGCUCGUCGCUCGUCGCUUAUGCUCGUGCAGGGCGCAUCUCAAACGGAUCUGCAUUGCCGCUUCGGGUGGGAUGCAAUAUACAUGA
This is a messenger RNA of Zasmidium cellare ATCC 36951, 423 nucleotides long. RefSeq lists its product as uncharacterized. The record is from RefSeq and is a predicted model, not a curated record. NCBI's taxonomy places the organism in Eukaryota, Fungi, Ascomycota, Dothideomycetes, Mycosphaerellales, Mycosphaerellaceae. The coding region runs from base 1 to 423 and encodes 140 amino acids. The transcript has a single exon.